GGAGCGUGGCCGCUUUUUCAGCCGGGUCCUUUCCGAACUCCUCUCGCCGCCGUCGCCGUCACCGCCGACCUCCUCCCUUCGCCGGCGCGGCGCCUCCCUCUCCGUCCUCCUCCUAUACAGGUGCUGCUAUCUGGCACCACUCUCGCCGACUGGACCUGGCGGCCUGCCCAAGCUCGACAAGUAGGUUUAUUAUCCAUUGCUUGUUCAAGCUGAGUCAUGGAAUGCUUGCAGCAAUGAGCACAGCCGUGGAUGCUUCAUUACCUGUCGCCGAGCAGGAGGAUGGUACUGCGAAUAUGUUGGGUGGGAAGAAAGUUGCAGUUGUAUUUGUUCUAGGUGGUCCUGGAAGUGGAAAAGGUACACAAUGUAGCAAUAUUGUGGAGCAUUUCGGAUUUACACAUCUUAGUGCUGGAGAGCUGUUGCGCUCAGAAAUCAAGUCUGGUUCUGAGAAUGGAACCAUGAUUGACAGCAUUAUAAAGGAAGGGAAAAUUGUUCCAUCUGAGAUAACCGUAAAGCUCUUGCAAGAAGCUAUGAUAAAAAGUGAAAAUAACAAAUUCCUCAUUGAUGGAUUUCCAAGGAAUCAAGAAAACCGUCUGUCAUUUGAGAAUGUUAUAAAAAUAGCUCCUGAGUUUGUGCUAUUCUUUGACUGUUCUGAGGAAGAGAUGGUAAGACGUCUUCUGGGUCGAAAUCAGGGACGAGCUGACGAUAACAUUGAGACUAUCAGAAAAAGAUUCAGAGUUUUUGAAGAAUCAAGUUUGCCUGUAGUUCAGUACUAUGACUCUAAGGGCAAGGUUAAGAAGAUUAAUGCUGCAAAACCAAUCCCUGAGGUGUUUGAAGAUGUGAAAACCAUUUUUCAGCCUUAUGGCUCAAAGUAUGUUCUUCUCAAUCAGGCCGCAUAGAUGCGCUCAUGCGAAAAAUAUGUGGUUCACUAAAUUGGUGACCCCAGAAGUACCGAAGGAAAAGGCUGGAGUUCACGGCGCGCUACGCUGCCAGCAUGCCACUAGAUAAUCAUUAAUUGUUUGAUUUAAAAGUAUUUUGGAUAUUUGUUAGCAAGUAGAGAGGAACUGGAGCACAUAUCAGUUUACCUGCCAUCCCAUUUGGUACUAUCGUCAAAUUAUGUAGUCUUUCUGGACAUGGUGAAGGACAUCUUGUGAGAAAAAAAGGAUUGCAAUUAAUUAUUUGGCCUCA
This is a messenger RNA of Hordeum vulgare subsp. vulgare (domesticated barley), 1185 nucleotides long. RefSeq names its product UMP-CMP kinase 4-like. The record is from RefSeq and is a predicted model, not a curated record. Gene Ontology annotation, cellular component: nucleus; cytoplasm. The transcript is spliced from 10 exons. Gene Ontology annotation, biological process: 'de novo' pyrimidine nucleobase biosynthetic process; UDP biosynthetic process; CDP biosynthetic process. Gene Ontology annotation, molecular function: UMP kinase activity; ATP binding. The coding region runs from base 222 to 896 and encodes 224 amino acids. NCBI's taxonomy places the organism in Eukaryota, Viridiplantae, Streptophyta, Magnoliopsida, Poales, Poaceae.